Salvia splendens (bonfire salvia) is the source of this 1254-nucleotide messenger RNA. RefSeq names its product protein IQ-DOMAIN 5. The record is from RefSeq and is a predicted model, not a curated record. Bases 116 to 1066 code for a protein of 316 amino acids. Lineage: Eukaryota; Viridiplantae; Streptophyta; Magnoliopsida; Lamiales; Lamiaceae. Gene Ontology annotation, molecular function: protein binding. The transcript has 5 exons.
GCUUUUCCCAAUUCCAGCUCCAAAGUUGUUGCACAUGUUGUUUUACUCUAAAUUAUUGAAGAUUCCAUUCUUUCAAAUAUUUAUAGUUGUUUUUUCAUAGACAUAAUUGGCAGAGAUGGGCAUAAGUGGCAAGCUUGUUAGAAGCGUCUUCUCCAAAAGCCAGAUGCAUAGCCAUCAAGGGAGCAAUGGUUCAGAGAAAAGGAAAUGGAGUAGCUCAGUGCGAUCCUACUUAUGCGGCGAGGAGCAUAGCUCACUCGAGGACUCCGCCUCCACGGUGGCGGAGACCGAAUUUGCUUCAUUUAGAAGCAAUGACAAGAGUACGAGGGGCAGCCGGCCAGAGGAGGAUACGGCUUCUGUGGCCACGGUCAACCAGCCGGCGCAAAACUCAACCUACAAACUCUUCCAGCAGGAAGAUGCUGCCUUCAUCAUUCAGUCAGCAUUUAGAAACUUUAUGGCAAGGCGUGAGGAGAAACAUGGCGCCGCCAGUCCGAGUAGAGAGUCUGUAGGCACAUCACUGGAGGUUCAAACUGCCAAUUCAUCCCACAUUUUCUCUACCAAGGACGAAAGAGCCGAUGUCUGCCAUCUUCUACGUCGGCCAACUCGAGCUCAAGUGCUCAAAAUCCAGGAGGAUUGGGAUGAUAGCACUGUGAGCAGUGUGAUAUCCAAGAUGAGAAUGCAGAACAGGCUCGAAGCAGCAGCUAGGCGCGAGAGGGCUCUCGCCUACGCUUCCUCACAACAGUUAAGGAUCUGUUCGAAGAAGCACAGCAGCGGUGAGGAGUCAAACAUGGGGUGGAACUGGCUGGAGCGGUGGAUGGCAGCGCGAGAGCCAGAGAUGAAGCUGAUAGCAGACGACACGAAAGCAAUGGUAAGGAAUGCAGCAGUGAUGGAGGAGAAGGAGAGCUGUGGAUCAAAUGAGGUUUCUUCACUAUUUGAAAUCUCUAAUUCUCUCCCCAAGAAUCUUCCAAAGCCAACCAACAAGCCUAGGAAUCUAGUUAAAAGAAGCUUCUCUAGGCAGAGCUCCACAUCAAGCCAUUUGACCCCAAAAAUGAGACAGUGCAAUGAUUGACGUUGGAGUUAAUCAAUUUGUAUAGAUGGAGUAUAAAUGUAUCGUUUGUAUCUCGAUCGCCCCUUUAAAUUUCUUGUAUAUUUUGUCGUUUGCACAAUAAUGAUCGAUUAGAACUCGCAUAUUUCUUCAAUGUUGUAAGUUGAAAUACUUGUUGUCUACGUGCAAGAUUAAGCACGUAUGAGUACUCA